Molecule: messenger RNA, 4462 nt
Organism: Hyalella azteca
Lineage: Eukaryota; Metazoa; Arthropoda; Malacostraca; Amphipoda; Hyalellidae
Product: protein ABHD18
Exons: 12
Coding region: 194-2659 (821 amino acids)
Source: RefSeq, a predicted model, not a curated record
GCGGACAUGUUGAUUUGGCCGGUGCUUAUCUCCGAUAUAUUAGAUGCAUUCUAGAAAUGAAUCGUUAUUCGUAUCAGUCUCUGUAAAUUCCUAUGGCUAUUUCUUAUGCAUUUAAAAGUCUUUCAUACUCGUUGUCCGUUGACGAACCAAGUUCCAAGUUAUAUUCGCUUUAUGUUAUUAUGUAUUAAACACAAUGGCUCGCAGUAAAGUUGAUCAAGUCUAUCGUCGAUUACUGCUGACAAAAUUUUUCGUUAAGGGAUGGGGUAAACCAGAAAACCUUCAUCGCAUCUUCACAUUUAGGAAGAAGAUGGCGGACAAGAACUUGUGCUAUUCUCUCGUGGACCCUUUAACUCCAGUUACUAUCUCAAAGAAACAAAUAAGAAGAUCGUACGUUUUAUAUGAAGGACACUUCAUGUCUCCCUUCGACCUGCACCUGCCUGGCCUGCUACCUGAGGCCAGUCGGAAGGCUCACUUCCAGAUGAUCCUACCUCACAAAUGGGCUAAGGACGAUUACCGACCUGUUUGUAUCCAGCUUGCUGGCACCGGCGACCAUGGCUUCUGGAAGCGACGUACGUGGAUGGCCAAACCUCUGGUUCGCGACUACGGUAUAGGCUCAAUCCUGCUCGAGAACCCUUUCUAUGGGCUUAGAAAGCCCCCCGAACAGAGGCGGUCCAGUCUGCUGAACGUGUCAGAUCUGUUCGUGAUGGGCGGAUGUCUCAUCUUCGAGUCGAUGGUGCUGCUGCACUGGUGUCUGCGGCAGCGUCUGGGACCUGUGGGGCUCACCGGCAUCAGCAUGGGCGGACAUAUGGCAUCGCUGGCAUGCUGCAGCUGGCCCCGACCCAUCCCCCUGGUGCCAUGCCUGUCGUGGACCACCGCGUCUGGGGUCUUCACGCAGGGAGUGAUGAGUGGGGCCAUCAACUGGGAGCUUCUGAAGGACCAAUAUUUCUCCAACGAGGCCUUCAGGGACGAACUUUUUAACCUGAUCCACUCACCGGAGGGGCAUUUCUCCAUCUACCACGAAGUUGGCCAGAAGUUUGCACGAUUAUAUCCUGACAUCGACGAAGCUAAUAAUGGUGACGACACACACACAACACAAGCACACGACACCCCAGCACACACAACACAAGCACACACAACACAAGCACACACAACACAAGCACCCUCUCCCGAACUGCUGCGUGUCAGUUCAUCUUCAGAUCCUGCUGAGAAAAAUUCCCACGAGUCCCACAAAUGCGCUCCUAUUACGUCUUCGUCUCCCAAUGCAACACUUGAUUGCAGUUCAAACACUGCCAGGAAAACGGUGCAGGACUCGGCAGGAUAUGCGAGUUUUCAGGCUGACGGUAUUACACAAGUUGGUUUCACCGAGAGUCUCAAACAACACGAUGAUUUGAAUUUUUUGAGUGCUUCAAGCUGUGGUUUUUCUUCUAGUAACAAUGUGAAUAGCUCUAACAAUGGCAACACAGUCGAAGACUUUUUAAAUUCGCAGAAUAAAACUUCAAAUGUAGAUGAAUAUUUGUAUGCAAACUCUUCUCAUACGUUGAGUGAAUGUUCGAGGUCACAUGUUGCUCAUACACAUAGUAAAUCUUCGGGAUAUUCUCAUCUCGACGCUCAAAGCAACGACCUUAACUCCUUGAACGUCGUCAGUCCAGCAAAGUGCACUAACCUCACAGAAGAACUUUGUACCUACAACUCCACUACCAGCGAGAGAGUGAUGGACUCUUGCGGUGGUAGUGGUAGUUCUGUGAUGGUUCCUCUUGUCGGUCCCCUAGCAUCCCGUCUUGGUGCAACAAAACCUGACUCCAUCCCUACUGCUCCCAGCAGCUCUGGAGUAGGUCUGGGAGCCGCUGCUUCAGGCGCCGGUUCAGGCGCUGGUCCAGGCGCCGGUUCGGGCACUGGUUCAGUCGACAGAGUCGCAAGCUCAGGCUCUAGUCGAGUGUUUGUGAGCAGCAAACAAAGCGCCGAGAAAUUCACUCGCACUCUCCUGACAUCGUUAAAUCCUCUUAGUAUUAUAGGGAUUAACGGCUCAAACACGUCAAGUAUUACUGAUGCCCAGCCUAGCUCUGACGUCACAUCACCGACAGCCAGCAAAUCCGAACACCCCAAAUAUCGCCUCGAUGUUCUCCUUGGCCGAUAUCUGAAGGAGUCCACGCAGAAAAUCUUCUCCUCUUCGUCGUCUCUGUUCAGUCGGGAUCCCGCGGCGGGGAAGCCUGUGGGGGACAAGGAAGACCCUCACUUAGGCUUCACCCCCGUGGGGAUCAGACCCGCGACUUCCCCACACCGCAAUCUGGUGUCCUUCAAGCCUUAUUUCACCGUCAAAGAUCCCCUCACCUGGGAAGCCGUGCAGUUCAUGCGAGGGAUCAUGGAUGAGUGCACCCACGUUGCCAACUUCGGGCAUCCAAGUGACCCCGAGUUGAUUAUCAUCAUCCAGGCCAUCCGCGAUGCGUAUGAACCGAGCGACACGAUGACGCCGCUGGACGCCGUGUGGCCGGGAGCUGAGCUGCGCACGGUCGACGCGGGGCACAUCGAAGCGUUUGUUCUGCACCAGCAGCUGUUUAGGGAGGCGAUCCAGGACGCGUUCGUGAGGGCGUAUGAGCGGCACGGGCUGACGGAGGACUGGACGCAGGGCGGCGCGCCGUGCAUCGCCCCUGACGAGCUGUGACGUAUUGUGUCCCUGACGAGCUGUGACGUAUUGUGUCCCUGACGAGCUGUGACGUAUUGUGUCCCUGACGAGCUGUGACGUACCUUAACAAAAUUUAGAGUCGCCCCAGCUUCUGGUAAUCGAAAUCAGAAGCUGCCGCGCUGUAAAUUUUCACUGGGUACUGUGUCUCGCCUCAACUUGCUGCCAGCCUCAGAUAUAAAUUGCGUAAAGCUUGUAAGAUACAACUUUUACAGUCUGACAUUAUGAUAUUUUAUAAGAAAAUUUGCUAAAGAAUGUCAUUUUAUUGUAGUGAUAAAUAUUGACAAUGAAAAUUUUCUGAGGAAUUCAGGGUCGUUUGCGGAGACCUCGACUUUCUUCAGGAAAUCUGCUAAUUUAUUAUAUAAUAAAAUAUAUUUUCAAAGAAGAGAGAAGAAUAAUUAAAUGUGUAUGUGGCGAGCCUAGACAGAAUUUCAUACCAAUUUUUAUGUAUAUUUUCGUAAUGGAGUUCUAAGUUCCAGUUGCUGGUUCGGUAGUUUGCCAUCGUAGGGUCGUUGAAAUAACUUAUUUGUUAGGCAUGAUAUAUAUUCUUUUCGUAGAACUGAACGUAAAUGUUUCCAUGGAUGUUAUUCGUUCCUGGAAACUUGUAUUGUUUUUUGAUGUGUGUUGUUGAAUUUAUUUAAUACAAGUUAAGAUAUAUUCGAAGGUAUGCGAGUGUGCCGACCUUUGAUGUGUGGUUUCAACUAACAUUUUUCAGUUCUCGCGUACAACGAUUGCAGUCUGUGGAGAUAUAAUGAAAUUUCGUUGCUUUUCCUCAAUUAUUUUCGAUAUUUGAUAUUUAAUUUUAUCUUGGACUCAUUGUUUGAUUAACAUAUCCUCAUCAUUAUUUCUGGUGUUGGUUGUCUUAAGUUUAUUAAACUGUUUAUCGUUCUGUUUAAAAUCCAAGCCGAUGUAGACGGUGAAAUUAUUUUGUUGAUUUUCGUUCAGAAGUUGAGACAAUUGAUCCGAGUUGUUGAUACGAUUUCACUUUCUCGAUGUAGUCCACGCGUGGGUGGCGUGGUCGUUUCUAUUCUUGCACAAGAUAAUUCAAUUCAACAAUAAGUAGCACCGUCAAAUGCUGUGGAUUAAAGAACAGAAAUUAAAAGUGAACUUGUUAAUAGAUCUAAAUUUUAGUAUCUUCAUGACUAGACUGUAAUUUUGAUACUAAAUUUUAUUCAUACUAGUGUGGGUGUGGCGUAUUUAAUGUUAGAAAGAACAUAGUUGAACGUCAUCAGUUUUGCAAUUGUGUGUUUCUGCUCUUCACUGUUCAAUUUCAGAAGUUUUAUGUUUACUACAAAAUGAUUUAUAAAUGGAUGGUAUUUUUGACGCUUGUCCAAAGUUGAGGAGUUGCGCUUCAAGCCGCAAAUUUACAUUACAUGUGCAGAGAAUAGAAAAAUAACGUUUUGUCGUUUAAAGUUUAUUAAAGAAAGAUGUGAAGUCAUUCAGCUAAAUACCAGUUACCCCUAUCAUAAUUAACAAGGACGAGUGAUUGGUAUAACUUCAAAUUUAUUCUUGGUAUAAUGUACUUUAUUUAAACGCUACAAAAAUUCAAUUUGCUGAUCGCCUUGAAUCAAUAUCAUCGCUAAUUAUAUUCGCUAAUAAUAAUGAUUUAUUUAUGUUCAAUGUUAAUUAAUACAAUACUCGAAAUUUAUUUGUUAUUGCACGAUAAUUCAUUGGAUGUUUACCCGAAAUAGGAUGUAAUUUUAAUAUGUCGCUUUCGUUAAGGUUAUUUGGUCGAUAGUCAAGAAACUAAUAUCGUGGCUAAGGAUGUACAUCAAUAAGAGGGUU